Messenger RNA from Hevea brasiliensis (rubber tree), 1736 nucleotides. RefSeq lists its product as uncharacterized. The coding region runs from base 717 to 1280 and encodes 187 amino acids. The record is from RefSeq and is a predicted model, not a curated record. The transcript is spliced from 4 exons. Lineage: Eukaryota; Viridiplantae; Streptophyta; Magnoliopsida; Malpighiales; Euphorbiaceae.
AAAAAGAACACGAAACUAAUCCGCUCUUUUCAAAUUCCUUUAAAGCAUUUCGUUAUAAAUGAACAGCCCCUCUUUGACGCCCAUGAGGGCCUCACUGUACACUCCUGUCGCUCUCUGUUGCCCAGCUUCAAAUGACCCAACUGCCCUUUCUGUCUACCUUUUAUUACAUUCUUUUAGCCAUCAGAAUUGUUGUGUUCCUUGCAUUGGUGGCUGGAAUCGGUGAAACCCAUAAGAAUUUUGAGUAUUAAAAGGAAUUAGAAUCUGAAAUUUGGGGCAUUUGAUGAGCAAGAGCUUGUGUUGUGGGGUAUCGAUUACCAGUUCGGUUUGAGUUUUUUUCCCACUUCUUUUCCCUUUUAAGGCGCUUCUUUGAUUCUCCCUCCUUUUUGUGAGGUCUAUGAGGAAUUCAAUUUCUCUUCUAGGAUUUUUUUUUUCAGUAAAAUUCAUUCAUUAUAUCAUUUUUUUAGUGUUUUUGGUAAAUAUAUAAUCCCUCAUGUAUUUUGUUUCAUUUUUUUUGGUCAUUGAUACGAGGGUUUAGGAGUAGCUAAGAGCUGAAAUUCUUUGCUUAGAUUCUUUAGAUAGUUGAAUUUCAUUUGUGGGUUUUGAAUUUAGACUGCCUUGGUGGAGGGGAGAAGUUUUUAUUGAUUGAUUUCUUCCUUCAUAGAUUUUUCAUUUCGAAUUGCGAGUGUCAUUCGGUAGCUGUUCUUCUGUGUGUGAGCAUGUCUAGUGGUUCGCCUGUUGGCGGUGGAUAUAUGAGGCAGAGACAUAGCCAAGGCUAUGCUUCUGGCGGUGAUGAUCUUGAGGAUGAUGCAUGCUCUAGGCCACAGCCGUUUUCUCCACCUAGCCCCCGAGUUCGGUCAUGGGCUGAGAUUGUGGAGAAUGUGCUUUGGAUUGCCUCCGCAAUCUUCAUCGUUUACUUUGGUGAUAGACACUCGAAUUUAAUUUAUCUCUUGUGGCAUGAUGGACGAAUAAGAAGAUUACCCUUAUAUCUUGGGAUGGUAGGUGCUGGGUUGAAUGUGGUUAUAUUCGUAUAUACAAGUAUGUUUGCGUGGAGUGUCAGGAGAUUUGAUGAAAAAUGGGAGCUGUCAAGUAUAGCUGCUUUGCCAUUUGUUACCCUAUUGGGACUCAUCUCGUUUUGCUUGUUUGCCUUUGCUCUAUGGCCGAUAUGGAGUUUCUUGACCCUUCCUCUUCUGUUCACACUGUUCAUGGCUUGCAUGGUUAUCUUUCCCCAUAUCAUGAUUGUGACAUUCAGGCAGCCAAAUGACUCAUUCCGUAUAGAUUAAUAGUUCCAAGCAACGGCUACUGACUUAGAUGAAGAUUUUCUAACUCGAAUACGAAGUUGAUGCCUGAUGGCAUUGGUUAUGUAUCAUGCAAUACGUCUCCUUUCUAGUUUUGCCAUCCUGGUGCUAACAACUAAAGCUGAGUGUCCUUCAAUUGGUCAGUAUUCAUUUCUCAGCUCGAUACACCACAUUUUAUGCCCUAUGGUUUGUAUCACUGGGAUAACAAGAAUUUACGACGGUCAAUUAUUAAUCAGAUUCUGCUGAGGUAUCAAUAGGCAUGUGGAGACAUUGAGCCUUUUAGGCAGUCUCCCAUAUUGUGCCAAAUUUUGUCAUCCAAUGUAAGCCUUGGUCUAGUAACAGGUUCAUCUCUGGUUUACGGAGGUGGUGGUGAUUCUAGCAGGGAGAUUGAAUGUUAAUACUAUUUUAGCCAAUUGGAAUUAUCUUCUGCUUCUAGUUUCA